CGCUCGGGGUUUGUGGCCCCGCCUGCAUUAGUGAACCCCUCUGGUGCUGGAUACGGUGGUCAGAAGAGCCCCUGAAUCCAGCGCUAAUAUUUCCUGCGCGUGUGCUGCGCGAUGUUGCGCAUUUAACACUGUGCACACAUGCGGAAUACACAGUCCUCUUCCCCCGAAGAAGUGCUAAAGGGGUUACUCCCAUCUCUGCUCGGAGUACUCGACAAACGCGAGCGAUUCUACGGAGAUUUCUGUUCCCUUGGACAAAGGAUAAUUGAUAAAGAGCCAAAGAAGGGAAAAGUGCGCUGCAUGCUGUAAGUACGCACCUUUGUUUUCUCUCCACUACGCGUCCGUUUUGUCCCUGUAGUUUCCUCAUUACCGAAUGCAGUUUUAAUUAUAGUUUUUUGUUUUGUUUUGUUUUUUACUUUAAACGCAAAGACAAGGAACUUGGAAGUUUUGUAUUAUCGGACAGAGCCCACACUUGACGAGCUGGUGAUGCUGGAGAUGUGAGGCUGGUGACGGACAGGCUCAUGUGUUGAUCAUGCCGCGGAGCCCCAUGUCUAGCGAAGAGGAAAUGGCUCAGAGUUUCUCGGACUCGGUCAGUUCGGAAUCAGACAGCUCCCGAGAUGAGCCUCCCAGGCUGGAUCGUCCUACCAGUGCCCGACUGGACAACAGCCUGCGAGACACAAUGUUCAUCUGUGUGGUCAUCCCUGACCUGCAGCAGUCUAAAUCCAUGAGGUUCAGUCCUGAUGCCACAGUAUGGGUUGCUAAGCAGCAGAUCCUGUGUACACUCACACAGAGUCUGAGGGAUGUGCUCAACUACGGGCUCUUCCAGCCAGCGGUGGACGGGAGGGAGAGUGGUUUCCUGGAGGAAGAACGACCCCUGAAAGACAAUCCGCUAUUCACCAAUAAAGGCAUUCCAACCCUUGAGUUCCGUUACAAGACUAGAGUGUACCAGCAGCCAAACGUCAGCGAAAAGCAAAUAGAAAAACUCCACACACAGGUCAACCUGAGGAAAUUUAUGGAGUAUAUCCAGCAUCAUCAGGUGGACAAAGUCUCCAAUAUGUUGGAGAGAGGGUUGGACCCCAACUAUCAUGACCCUGAAACUGGUGAGACACCACUAACCCUUGCGGCCCACCUGGACAAUAUGGUGGAGAUUAUAGUCACAUUGAAAAAUGGCGGGGCUCAUUUAGAUUUCCGCUCUCGGGAUGGGAUGACUGCCCUGCACAAAGCAGCCAGGGCAAAGAACCAGAUAGCUCUUAAGACUAUGUUGGAUUUGGGAGCGUCUCCAGACUAUAAGGACCGGCAGAGCUUGACUCCACUCUACCAUACAGUGACUGUAGGGGGAGACCCGAGCUGCUGCGAGGUCCUACUGCGUGCCCAUGCCAGCGUGGGAUGCCAUGAUGAGAACGGCUGGCAUGAGAUCCACCAGGCUUGUCGAUACGGCCACAUCCAGCACCUGGAGCAUCUUUUGUUCUAUGGAGCUGACACGCAUGUGGAAAAUGCAUCUGGGAAUACGGCUCUCCAUAUCUGCGCUCUGUACAAACAGGAAAAGUGUGCCAGGGUUCUUCUGGUUCGCGGAGCCAACAAAGACGUCAAGAACUACCGAGGACAAACGCCCUUUCAGGUGGCAAUAAUUGCUGGAAAUUUUGAGCUUGCGGAAAUCAUAAAGAAUCACAAAGACGCUGAUAUUGUGCCUUUCCGGGAGGCACCGGCAGGCACGGGUCGGAGCAGGCCACCGCAGCACCAGGGUAGGAGCACUCUUGCCGCCCCACGUGUGCUGCUCCGUUCCAACAGCGACAACAACCUGAACGUCAACAAGCUACCGCUGGACCGCUCUCGCUCGCCUUCUCCUGCCGCUUCCCCCCUGCGCAGCCUCUCGCCCCGCCACCCCCAGCAGAUGCAGAACAGCCCCAAUGGCACGGUGAAGACCAUGGCCCGGGGGGGACGCUCCGCAAGAAGCCGUUCCCCUUCCCUGGGCCGUCUGGGGGAGGGAGACACACGGAGACAGACCCCUCAGCGCCACUGCAGUCCCCGUGCCAACAGGGAUGUCUACUCUGGCAUGGACACUCCAGGGUCCAAACGCAAGCUGUACAGUGCUGUUCCAGGAAGACACUACGUGGUGGUCAAGUCUUACCAACCACAGGGCGAGGGAGAAAUUGCUUUGUAUAAGAACGACAGGGUCAAAGUUCUCAGUAUUGGGGAAGGAGGAUUCUGGGAAGGCAGUGCCCGAGGGAAUGUAGGCUGGUUCCCAGCAGAAUGUGUGGAAGAGAUCCCAAGCAAACCCAACGAGGACAGGCCAUAUGCCCGGGCAACCGAUCAGAGAGAAGGAAGCUCUUUCGACACUACACUGUGGGGUCUUAUGACAGUUUUGAUGCAUCAAGUUCGAAAACGGUUACCUAAGACGGUGUUAAAAGACAAAAAAGAGACAGAUCCUCUUGCAUCCGGCUACCAUACUCCUACCCCGCUGACACACCCCUCGCUCGAGCUGGUUGUCAUGGAGACAGAGAAUCCAUGGCAAUGCAGUGCAGGCUACUUCCUGCUGCAGGGUGCUUGA
Molecule: messenger RNA, 2545 nt
Organism: Carassius auratus (goldfish)
Lineage: Eukaryota; Metazoa; Chordata; Actinopteri; Cypriniformes; Cyprinidae
Product: SH3 and multiple ankyrin repeat domains protein 1-like
Exons: 16
Coding region: 530-2545 (671 amino acids)
Cellular component (GO): dendritic spine; postsynaptic density; postsynaptic membrane
Molecular function (GO): synaptic receptor adaptor activity; ionotropic glutamate receptor binding
Source: RefSeq, a predicted model, not a curated record